UUUCAGGACCUUCCUUAUAGUCUCCCUAUUCACGUUGUAACGUUUCAAACUAUUCGGUAAACCGAGUCGGGAGAAAUGUUUUGUAAACAAAACCUCUUCGACGCCACUUUCACAUCACCUUAACUGGCGUUGCUUCCACGCCGAAGCUCUCUCGCCCGACUUUAAACGGCGAUUAACUUCCAUUCAAUGUUGGAAUAUUUCGCCGGAAGGUCGUUGCGACAUGUCGGUACGGCAAUCGAAUCGAUUGCUCUAAGCGUAAGACCCUUAACUGUAACUCCGAUCGCUUACACAAUGUCGAAGACGCCGUCACUUAUGUGCAUAAUAAAGUGCAGCGAUAACGAUGCAGCGCGUUACUCGAUUCGCGACCCUGCGGGUCUUGCAAUUGAUGCAAUUCAGAUUUUCCCUUUUCUCUCCUUAUCUUGCCGUUCUGAAAGAUCAUUUCCAUCUUAUCACUCCUUUUCGAAGCUGUCGCAACUAGGCCACGCAUCGGGCGCGCAAUUGUCGUAGGAAAGGAUCGGAAAAUGACGCGUUAAUGCAACGUUACGAGCUGCAAUGAGAUAACGCACUUUGUACGAGUGAAGGUCGGCCGCCGAAUGCGAAUAAAAGAUCUAAUUGUAAGGAAAUUUGCCAUGUCGCCAGUGGAAAAUAUCUGUCAUAGAUAGGGAACUCCGUUAAUUACUUGAAUCAUCCGACCGCUGAUGGAUGCCUUUAUCAAGUCGAAUAUCACCUUAUCAAUGACAGUCAAAGAGACACUAUCUGAUCUCGAGAAGAAAAAAAAGAAAAUCGGGGAAGUCUUUGUAUACCGGAAUGACGGAAUGAAAUUGAUUAUUUGCUAAAUGAGCGCGAUGAAAGAAUUAAAAAAAAAGAAAAAAAAACAUUUACCGCGGUUAUCAUCUGCAGUGCUCUAGCGACUUUUUAUUUUUCACAUGCGCUAUGCAUAGGUGAAGGUAAUCGACACAAAUUGGACCGCAAUUUCAGGGUCAUUACCAGAUCGCCCCGAUGGGGCUACGUUAUACUCUUCUGGAAUUAAACGAAUACAGUCGGUCUAGGGAAUUUUCAAAGUCCCCGAAAAUCGCGUUUAUCAGUUACUUAUCUUAAGUGGCAAUUUUUUUCGCAUUUCCUCGCUCGCCCUCUCAUCUACUAAUUGAAGAGUGAACGCAUACGCCGCGGUUUAUCGAGUUUCAGGCAAAUGGGAACAUCUGUUCUUAACGGAAAUCUCCCUUCUAUCUUCCGUGUAACACUUGAAUCGGUAACUAUCGUCGAGCAUCUGUGAUGCGAUCGCUUUUAUCAGGACCUGUGCCUCGUGUGGGUGGAGGAUCGUUUUGACUUUCAAAGCUCCGAUUAAUCAGACCGAGGAACAGUCGUUCAGUGUUCGUUGCGGCAUUCGCACAUCCAUGAUUUAGCGGAUAUUAGAAAAAAAGAAAAAAAAAAGAAGAAGAGGAAGUAGAGACUAAGAUAGAAAAAUAGAGAGAAAAUCACGCGCAUCUCGGCCGGAAAUUCGGUCGGCAAGCAAACAAUAGAAAAUAUGUCCCGCCGAGGAAAUCCCUUGGAUUGAGUCGACUCCACUCGAUGUUGGAGAACCGAAAAACUUAAACGCGGUGUGAAUAAAUCUUCGGGCCAAAUUCGUGAUAAUGGGCAAAGGCAGAGACUUCAUCUCCUGUCGGGACGUCCUUUGGUACCUGGUGUUCUCCGGAUUUGCGGUGAAUUACAUAUUAAGGAUCAACUUGAAUCUCGUGAUAGUGGGCAUGGUGGUUCCUCGAGAAAAGCCCGUGGCAGCGGCGCAGUGUGCUCUUCAGGGUGAACCCGAAUUCGGGAGGAACUCUUCGGGAACUUCAAACACGACUUCGCUCCUCCCGCCCGCGCCGAUCCUGCCGAAAGACACGUACGAGGAUCGGUUCACCUGGAACGAGUACGAGCAGGGUUUGGCCCUGGGUGCUUAUUACUGGCUCCACUGGACCACUCAGCUUCCCGGGGGACUUUUAGCUCGCAAAUACGGCACGAAAUUGGUAUUCGGAUUCGCCAACAUCUUCACGGCCAUCCUGGGACUCCUCAUACCCAUCGCUACUCGAUAUCACCUGUACGCCCUCGUCUUCAUCAGGGUUCUUCAGGGCCUCGUUGCGGGUGUCGCUUGGCCCUCGAUGCACGACAUGACCUCCAAGUGGAUCCCACCCGACGAAAGGAGCAAAUUCGUCAGCGCCUACCUUGGUAGCUCAGUCGGGGCUGCAGUGACUUAUCCUCUGUGCGCAGCAUGCGUGCAUUGGUUCGGAUGGGACUCCGCAUUUUACGUGACGUCGUUAGUAGGCAUAGCCUGGUACUGCUUCUGGGCGCUCCUGGCCUUCGACUCGCCCCAGCAGCAUCCGCGCAUCUCCAGCAGCGAGAAGAAAUACAUCCUGGAGAGGAUCUCCGGGUCUCUGGGGGAGAAGGACAGUAAAGUGCCCUGGAAGGACAUCCUGACAUCCGGACCACUCUGGAUAACGAUCGCAUCCCACUGGGGAGGAGUCUGGGGGUUCCUGACCCUGAUGACCCAGGCUCCCUCGUACUUCAACUUCGUCCACGGAUGGAACAUCAACUCGACAGGCAUCCUGUCGGGUCUUCCUCAUGUUCUGAGGAUGGCUUUCUCCUACGCGUUCUCCAUAUUGAGCGACUGGCUCCUGAGGACGAAGAGGAUGUCUCGGACGAACGUCCGGAAGCUGGCGACCUUCGUCUGCACGGGUCUCCAAGGAAUCUUGACAGUGGCUCUGGCAAUGAGCGGCUGUCAUCCCAAUCUUGCCAUAAUCUUCAUGAUGGCCGGCACUGCUGUCAACGGAGCCGUUUCUGCGGGAACUUUGGCUAUUUUCGUGGAUCUCAGCCCGAAUUAUGCGAGUGUCCUCCUCGGGUUCGCCGGUCUCGUCACCGUCGGUGCAGGCUUCAUCUCACCCCUCGUCGUCGGUUUAUUAACCAACAAUAACCAAACGAUCGGGCAGUGGCGAUUGGUCUUCGUAAUCUCCGCCGUUAAUCUGAUCGUGAGUUGCCUAAUUUAUAUAUUCUUCGGGUCCUCGGACGAGCAAGAGUGGAAUAAUCCAAGCUCGACUGGAAGAGAACCCGAAGAGUUGACGAAGGUCAAGUCGAAGUCGGAAGAGAACGCCGACGUCGAGGAGAAAUUCCCCAUGAUUGCUCAUCGUCCGGAGAAGGAAGUUCGACGGUGAAUUGACCCAGGGAAGCUGCAAAAAAUGAUAAAAGUGUUUAUCUAGCUCGAUUUUAAGAGCGGACAUUUUCGACCCUUUGGUUGCCCGGAGCCUUUUUUUUUUCUUUUUUAUUUUACCACGAUCCAAAAUGUAAAGUCGACUUAAGCAUUCCCGACAGCCAAAGGGCUAGACCUUGAAAUAGGACUUAAAUAAAUCUGUUGAAGUACAAUUUCACGCGA
Molecule: messenger RNA, 3403 nt
Organism: Orussus abietinus
Lineage: Eukaryota; Metazoa; Arthropoda; Insecta; Hymenoptera; Orussidae
Gene: NaPi-T
Product: putative inorganic phosphate cotransporter
Exons: 8
Coding region: 1632-3185 (517 amino acids)
Biological process (GO): transmembrane transport; monoatomic anion transport
Cellular component (GO): plasma membrane
Molecular function (GO): transmembrane transporter activity
Source: RefSeq, a predicted model, not a curated record